Lonchura striata (white-rumped munia) is the source of this 722-nucleotide messenger RNA. Lineage: Eukaryota; Metazoa; Chordata; Aves; Passeriformes; Estrildidae. The record is from RefSeq and is a predicted model, not a curated record.
UGUUUUAGAGGAAGAUGGAGAACCCACUUCUUUUAUUCCCCCAACUCAACAUUUCUGCUUCAAAGGAUAAACCCUAUUACAAACUCAUGAAAUCAGCGAUUAAGGAAGAACCACACAAGGCGAGCAAGCCUGGAGCCAAGCAGAAGAGAAAUAGGCUGAGCCUGCUCCUGCAAAAACCUGAAUUCCAUGAAGGUGAUCACCUUGGCAAACCUGGAAACUUGACAAAAGCAGCAAGCAGUGUGUCUCCUGAAGAAGCAGUGAAAUGGGGAGAGUCUUUUGACAAACUGCUUUCUGAGAAAGCUGGGCUGGAUGCCUUCACAAAGUUUCUGAAAACUGAGUUCAGCGAAGAGAAUAUUGAGUUCUGGAUAGCCUGCGAGGAUUACAAGAAAAGUAAAAGUGCACACGAACUUCUGCCAAAAGCCAAGACCAUUUUUGAAACAUUCAUACAGAAAGAUGCUCCCAAAGAGGUGAAUCUGGACUUUCAUACCAGGGAAGUCACAAGCCAGAGCAUGAGGCAGCCCCUGCGCAGCACCUUCGACGCGGCGCAGAGCACGGUGUACCGGCUGAUGGAGCAGGACAGCUACCCCCGCUUCCUGAGCUCCGCGCCCUACCGCAGCCUGCUGCAGGGCCGGCCCGCGGCCCGGGCCCCGCUGCGCCGGCGCUCCCGCUCCUUCACCGUCAGCGACUUCCAGGGUGCGCGGCCGGGCCUCACCGCCUGGUGA